AUGGGGGAACUUACCUCGCCUUCCCUCCUUCUCCAGGCCGCAUUCUCCCACCGCAGAGACUCUGUUUCCCUUGUAGCCUUAUCCAAUUCACUUUUGCUCUUCUCUUCCCUCAACCUUGCUGCUUCCAGCGCUCCGCGCAGUGACGCCAGUUGCGUUUGUGCGGAUACAGUUACCGUAUUCCCCGAAUUCGCAAAAUUAGGUGUGUGGUAUAAUGACGAUGGAGAUGGUGGCGGAUGGGCUGAAUUGGACGAGUUGGGUGUACCUGGCCUUCCAUUCCCAUCUCGCGGAGUUGGAGCACGGCGGGGCCCUCCAGUCGAACCGGAGGCGUUGGUUGCCUGCCUCGCCGGCAGUGAUGCCAAGCCUGAAGGCACCCUUGCGUGUUUGGUGGUCUUGCCUUUCGAGUUGGAUGCGGCGGAGGAGGACGAGGCCCUAGAUUGCGGUCUCGAGAGUGACGAAGCCGAAUUCGCCCCACUGGUUGAAUAG
Coprinopsis cinerea okayama7#130 is the source of this 483-nucleotide messenger RNA. RefSeq lists its product as hypothetical. NCBI's taxonomy places the organism in Eukaryota, Fungi, Basidiomycota, Agaricomycetes, Agaricales, Psathyrellaceae. The record is from RefSeq and is a predicted model, not a curated record. Bases 1 to 483 code for a protein of 160 amino acids. The transcript has a single exon.